AUGGCAAUGGCUCCAGGCUCUAAGAGAUUCACACUCACCUUUGUCCAGUACAUGGGAUCUGUCUGUUUCCUCCUCCAGAUCGUCUCUGUUGAGGCUGAUGGGAAGUUGUUCACAGUUGAAUCUAGAAACAGCUCUCAGGAUCUGGACCUAACCGCAGCUCAGAAAUUGUGUACUGACCUGGGCGCUCGCUUAGCCACUGCGGAGGAAUUGAGACGGGCUGUAGUGGACUGUUCUUUUGCCGCAUGCACCAGAGGUUGGCUGGCCGACGGUACCAUUAGGACAAUGGUGUGCAGUAAGACAGGCAGCAACCAGCAGAAUGUGAAAGCUAUCGAUGUUAACAUUGAAAAUGAUCCCUCUCCAAGUGGCAGAUACAAUGCAUUUUGUGUAAAAGAUGAAGACAAACCAUGUGGGGACCCCCCAUCCUUCCCUCACACGAUCCUGCAUGGUCACACUGGGUUUGAAAUGGGGGAUGAGCUGCUAUAUAUUUGUGCUCAGGGCUACGUCAUGGGAAACAAAGAGACUGCUUUUACGCUGCUCUGUGACAGCUGUGGGGAAUGGUACGGGCAAGUUCAGGCCUGUGUCAAAGAUGAGACUGAGGCACACAUUGACUAUGAAGAUAAUUUUCCCGAUGACAGGUCUAUGCCUGUGGCUGAGCAUGAGGAAGAGCAUGGCAAAGAGGAAGGCGAGGAGGAACAAGAGCAGGAGUUUUCCCACCCUAAAGAAACAGAGGCAGAAAAUGUUGGAAGCAGCAAAGAUGUUACUCAGGGUAUAGAUUCUACUGAGAAAGGAAGCAAGGCACCAACUGAAUCACCUGUGUCACUGCUGAGCCAAAAACACUUGUUUUGGUUCCCUGCAGAGUCUUUCAAUGAGCCUGAAUCUGACAAAGACACAAACGAUGCCACUAAAACACAAUUUUCUGAUGGCAACAACCACAUUGGAGUGAAAACCAUCUAUAAUGAACCUGGCAACAAAAUGAUUUAUGACAGCAAAGAUUUCCCCAUUGGACCUGUUCUUGUGAACAAUGAUACAAAGGCAAUGAAAGAUACAGUCACCAAUACUGAUGAAUCCUGGUUAGAUGGUUACCCUGUAACUCAGGAAGCAGUGGAGGAUGACGAAGAGGAAGAUAAGGUUGAUGGAUCAAUGGGAACAGAAGAUGACAUUAUCCUUACAACUGAUCAACCAAAUCAUGUUGAAGUUAGGAAAGCAGGCAACAGUAAUCCAGCUCCAGACAAGGAUUUAACACAGAUUGUGGCAGCCCCAACAAGGAUGCGUGAUUAUGGGAUCAAAGAAAUACCAUUAGUACUAACACCAACUAGUGCUCCCGAGAACGUGAGUGCUAGCAAGGGCUCUGAGGAUGUGAUCAGGUAUCACCCAACUACAUCUUUGGGAUUUGUGACUCAGGAGUCUACUACAACAACUACACAGCAUGACCGCCCUAACUUGAAAACUGCUACAUUGAAAACCUCUACAACAGUCAGUCCCAUUGACCACAUUCCAUAUCCAGAGACAGAAGAAACAACAGCAUACUCAACACAAGCAGCAUCCACUAUACCAACUCGGGAGGUCUUUACUAACUCAUUGUCUAAUGAAUUUCUUGAGCAAGAAAAUCUCACUUAUGGCACAGGAGAAAAACUUCUCCCCACUUCUGAACCUUGUGUAGGAGAGGAUUGUCCUAGCCCAAGUAAAGAUCCCAUGAUAGCUAUCAUUGUGAUUGUUCUAUGUUUGUUACUGUUUGCAUCGAUACUGGCGGUGUGGUGUUUCAAAAAACGGCAACAGAAGAGUUCUGUAUAUAAAUUGAACGGAAAAGGUCAGGCUAGACAUCCCCAUCACCACCAACAGAUUGAAAUGCAGAAAGUCUAA
Emys orbicularis (European pond turtle) is the source of this 1860-nucleotide messenger RNA. It is a transcript of the gene SUSD5, whose product is annotated as sushi domain containing 5. Gene Ontology annotation, biological process: Notch signaling pathway; cell adhesion. Gene Ontology annotation, molecular function: hyaluronic acid binding. The transcript is spliced from 5 exons. Bases 1 to 1860 code for a protein of 619 amino acids. The record is from RefSeq and is a predicted model, not a curated record. Lineage: Eukaryota; Metazoa; Chordata; Testudines; Emydidae.